AGCGGUCCAUUACGCGAUUCAACCCAACAACAAAUUUUGGCCCCUGACACCAUCUCGCUUUGGCAAUCAUUGUCGUUGAUGAAGCAUCCAUUACCGUUCAUUGCUAUGAAGCCUAUGAUCUCCGAAUCACUGAGAGCCGCCACCUCAUAGAGGUUCGUUUAUUCUCAUUUCCACGCUCGGAACUAAACCCUAAUCUCAAUUCUCGCGUUCUGCUUGGUCAUCACACAACGAAGUGUUGAUAAUGGCGGACGACAUGGCAACUAACGGAGAUGUGUUCGACGAUGCUGAGAUCGGCGUGGAAGGGGAAGAUGACUACGAUGUUGAGUCGAAGACACAUGCGCUGACCCAGAAGCUGGCUGCCUUGGAACAGGAAAAGCAGGAGCUGAUUCAUGAAAACGAUCUCGUGAAGGAGAGAGUCGAUAAACUGAAGAAGACAAUCGAGGAGCUUGACAGCGAGAAAGCUGAGUUGCGGAAAAAAUUGGAGAAAUCGGAGUCGGAGAACAAGGCCCUUGGAUCGGUGGCUGCUCGAGCAUCUGAGCUUGAGGGUGAGGUGGCUCGCCUGAAGCAUGAUCUCACCACUGCUACGACUAAACUAAAUGAAUCAAACUCUGAGGUGUCUAAUUUGAAGACGGCUUUGGAUAGGUUGAAAGGCAGUAAGGAAGAGAACAUAGUGAAACUUGAAGCAGUUGAGGCGGAAAGGAAUCUUCUCGUUUCAAGAUUGGAGAAGCUGGAGAGUAGUGGGAUUAAUCACUUGGCUGAGAUGGAAUCUAAGGAGAAGGAAAUUGUAUCUUUAAAGAAGGAAGUUGAGGAUUUAAAGGAUGCUUUAUUGAGAAAGAAGGAGAUAGAUAAGGAGAAGGAGGAGUUGGUGAAGGAGAAUGAGGAGCUGAAAAAGAAAACAAUAGAAAUGGCAGGGAGAGUGGCUGAAUUGGAGAAAGAGAUGAAGCAGAAGGAAAGGAAGAUUUCUGAAAGGGCUAUUGAUGGAAAUAUUAACGGGAUUGAUGGGAAGAAUUGUCAUUUUGAUCUUAAGAAAGGGUGGCCUGUUAUUGCAGGAUCUGCUGCAGCUACUAUUGCUGCAGGAUGUAUUGUGUUCUACCUACAUCAGAAGCAGAGGAAAGCUUGAAUCACUUGCAGGAUGAGGAUUUUUGUCUGACGAAGAACUUAAAUACAGUUUUGGUAGUAGCAUUGCUAUUUUGGCUUUAAUGCUCAGGGUUUCUCCUUUACUUAAUAGAUAGAGGUUUUUAUUUCCGUUGGCUAUUAAUAAGGUGAUUUGCAACUAAGGCUAAACUGGAUAGGAUGAAGCAUUUUCCAGUUAGUAUAUGCUUAAUCUUUUGAUUAACACACAAAAUGUUUGCUUAUAGUUUGCUAUGCCUGUUUAGGUGUGCUUGUCCUAUUGUUUCCAUGAGUAGUGUUUUAGCCCCCUCAUAGGUGUGUUUAAAUGUCUUUUCCUACUGUUGGUUUGAUUGCUCAGUUGGUGGAAUUCGCCUGCUGUUUACUCUUAUGUCUUAUAUUUUGUAAUAAUCUUGGCUUCCAAUGCUGAUUCUCAAAUUUGUUCUAUCUCUAGCUUCAGUUGGCUGCCC
This is a messenger RNA of Cuscuta epithymum, 1577 nucleotides long. NCBI's taxonomy places the organism in Eukaryota, Viridiplantae, Streptophyta, Magnoliopsida, Solanales, Convolvulaceae. The record is from the annotation of a GenBank genome assembly.